Molecule: messenger RNA, 646 nt
Organism: Drosophila obscura
Lineage: Eukaryota; Metazoa; Arthropoda; Insecta; Diptera; Drosophilidae
Gene: Vha14-1
Product: V-type proton ATPase subunit F 1
Exons: 1
Coding region: 112-486 (124 amino acids)
Biological process (GO): proton transmembrane transport
Cellular component (GO): proton-transporting V-type ATPase, V1 domain; membrane
Molecular function (GO): proton-transporting ATPase activity, rotational mechanism
Source: RefSeq, a predicted model, not a curated record
GAAGGGUCAUGUGAUAGACACCCACCAGCUGACCGACCGACCAUUUUCAACGAGAAAAUAAAAGUUUUUCUUCAACUUGCAACUCCCAACUAAAGUUAACUAGCAACCAACAUGGCUCUUCACUCCGCAAUCAAGGGCAAACUGAUCUCUGUCAUCGGCGAUGAGGACACCUGCGUGGGUUUCCUGCUGGGGGGCGUGGGUGAGAUAAACAAAAAUCGCCAUCCCAAUUUCAUGGUUGUGGACAAGAACACUCCCGUGAGCGAGCUGGAAGACUGCUUCAAGCGGUUCCUGAAGCGCGACGACAUCGACAUCAUCUUGAUCAACCAGAACUGCGCCGAGCUCAUUCGCCAUGUCAUCGAUGCCCACACUUCGCCAGUGCCAGCCGUCCUGGAGAUUCCAUCGAAGGACCACCCGUACGACGCCAGCAAGGACUCGAUUUUGAGGCGUGCCCGUGGCAUGUUCAACCCUGAGGAUCUGGUGCGUUAAGCAGCACUUUGGCAUUGUUUGCAACCAUAGGAGUAUUGCAGUUACAGCCACCAAUCUAAUCCCCUACAUUUCGUUUAAUCAGCUUUGAGAUAUGUAUUAAAGACAAGUGUUAAAGUGGUUUUUGUUUUCAAAUAAAUAAUAUAUAUGUAUGUAAAACCGU